AUGAACCAUGCGCCCGCCUCGUCGCUCUCGACCGACAAUGCCACCAGGAGAGAGCGCGUCCAGCGCAACAAGGCCACCUUCAACAAGAAGAGAGACGCCUUCCUACAAGACCUGGUUCGCAAUCUCGAUCUCUUGAUCUAUGCACAGCUAUCCACCGUCUAUUACAUGGACUGCUCCUUCACACGCUUCCUCGUGCGCGCCGUCAUCCAGUUCAUGUUCCUGACCCCCAAGCCUGCCUUUCUUCCUGAGCCACCCCAUCCCAGGCCAUAUCUUGGUGCCAUCGUUGGCUCAAACUUCUUGAUCAUCCUUCUACAUAUUCUCCUUGUCCGUCCCGAGGCUGGCGAGGCCACCAGAGGUUAUCUCCAUGGCGGCCUGGCUAUGGACUUUAUCGGCCAGAAAGGGCCUACCUCAAAGUUCCAUCUGGUACUCCUGGACAUCUUGAUACUGCUCAUGCAGCUCAUCCAUCUGGCCGCGACUGUCACCCGUCAGAGAGUCAAACAACAGGCAUCUACCACAACCACUCCUCCAACUGCCGUUCAAAACCACGACUUCGAGGAGCGAGGUCAACACAGAUCCGAUCAUCAGCCUGUCGACCAAGAACUGCAUUCGCUCAACCCCAACAACGACCAGCCCGAAGAAGCCGAGUCUAACACUCAGCCAGACGAAGAAGCCGACGAGAGACAGGCUUUGCUGGCCUCGACUGCGCCUCGCACAGACUCGUACAUCUUCGACGCCUUCAACAGCGGUGAGAUUAUGAUUGCGGAUCUGAACCUCUUCGACGUGAUCAAAACACAGCUCAAGGAGAUGCGUGACCCCGUUCAAACGACGGGCACGGCUCCCUCUACGGCAGGUGGUCUACGUGCGAGACUAGCAGACCGUAGUGCCUUCUUCCGCAUGCGUGUCGGUGAUCGUAUUUUCAAUGUCUAG
Molecule: messenger RNA, 927 nt
Organism: Aureobasidium pullulans EXF-150
Lineage: Eukaryota; Fungi; Ascomycota; Dothideomycetes; Dothideales; Saccotheciaceae
Product: DUF1746-domain-containing protein
Exons: 2
Coding region: 1-927 (308 amino acids)
Biological process (GO): protein processing; SREBP signaling pathway
Cellular component (GO): Dsc E3 ubiquitin ligase complex
Source: RefSeq, a predicted model, not a curated record